AUGCAAGGUGGUUGGCAGUCGGAGGAGGGGCAGCCGAGGAUUUCUGCAGCGUCGUGGUCUCCGAAGGGCAAACAAAUUGCUCUUGGUCUCGAAUCUGGAGACGUUCUCACCUUCACGCCUUCCAACAAGGACGCGCCGCAAAAGCACAUACCACCCACAUCGUCGCAGACCCCCAUGGUGUCAAUGCAAUGGAUUGGUCCAGGGCAUACCUUCAGAACCGUAUAUUGCGCUCAGGCCCAGAACGACGAACCGGUCCACCAUAUCGUGACAUUGGACACGAGAGUCGGCGCCCUUGACGUACUCCAGCUCGACGCGGGCUUCUCCGUCACCGACCGGUACCCGCCAAGCAGCGUCAUCUUUUCCCUACCCAGAUGGAACAACGAGGAUUCGUUACUUGUCAUUGCGGGCGACGCCGCCGCGUCGGACUUCGAGGUGCUGGGGCACGCGAACGGGGAGUGGUUCCAGGAGUCGUCGGACAACCCGCUUGCGGUACCGAUGAAGGAGAGCUUCGAGGAAAAUGUGCUGGUGGGGCUGGCGGUCGACCUUACAGACGGCGUGCCGACGAUGGUGGGGUAUAUGGACGAUGGGACGGUGCAGCUGUGGGCAAUGGAGAGCCCGAAUCCGUAUCCGGGGCUGGUGACGCCGAGCGCGGUGGAGGCGCCGCAGGGAGUGGAGGCGACCGCGAGCGUGUCGAUGCCGACUGCGCCGGCGUCGGUGGCGCCGAGUGUGUCGGGUGGGAGCACGGUCGCACCGUCAGCGAUGGAGCAGAGCGUGUCAGGGAUGUCGAUGGACGAGCCGAAGUCGGCGGUGCAGGAGAGCGCGCCGGCGUCAGCGUUCAGCCCGCCAUCGUUUGGGCAGACCCCGACGCCGUCGUUCGGGCAGACUUCGUCGCCGUCUCCGUUCAGCCCUCCCACGCCGAGCGCGUCCUCCCCGUUCGGGCAGCCAGCUACGCCUUCGGCGUUUGGGCAGACAUCGACUCCCUCGGCAUUUGGCCAGCCAUCCGCGCCGUCGGUCUUUGGGAAGCCAUCUGGGUUUGGGCAGUCGGCCUUUGGACAGACGUCGAGCAACGGCUCUGCCUUUGGGCAGUCCUCUGGCAAUACCUCUGGCUUUGGGCAGUCAUCCAACAACACCUCGGGCUUCGGACAGACUUCCAAUCCUGCGUCAGCCUUCGGAAAGCCUGCUUCUGGACAGUCGGGGUUCGGUCAAUCAGCCUUUGGUCAAACGUCCGCCCCCGCCUUCGGUCAGACGUCGACUCCAGCAUUCGGUCAGACUUCUGCAUUCGGACAGCCCAGCUUUGGCUCGACGAGCAAACCGGCGACGCCUGGCGGGUUCGGCAGCACAGGGUUCGGGCAGACCGCGCAACCGGCAGGCUUUGGUCAGUCAGCGCAGCCUGCGUCCGCAGGCAAGGGCUUCGGGGCGUUCGCGAACGCGGGAACUAGUGCCUUUGGGCAGACGUCCACGCCAUCGACCGGCGGUGGCUUUGGCGCAUUCUCGGGAGCGGGCAAGAGUGCGUUCGGUCAGGGAGGCUUUGGGGCUGCACCAGCUGCGCCACAAGCGACGCCCCCGCGGACGUCGCCACCGCCAGACUCGCCAGUGGACGAUUCUGCGAUGGACAGCAUGGGCUCGUUAGGACUGGGCGGCUCGAAUAGCCCGAAGGAGGACAAGCCAGCAGCGGGAGGUCUCUUCGGGAACGCAACACCCUCCGCUCAGCAAGACAAGCCCGCAGGAUCUCCCUUCGGUGCGCCCGCGAGCUCGAGCCCCUUCGGGAGCAGCGCGAUCAAGCCUGCGUCUGGGUUUGGCGCGUUCAGCGGAUUCCAGCCCACCGGUGGCGCGUUCGCGCCCAAGGACAACAAGGAGGCGCCGAAGCCGACGUUCGGCGCGGGGGCGUUCGCAGGGAUGGCGAAGCCGGCGUCAGGCUUUGGAUCGACGGGCUUUGGGCAGACGGCGACGCCUGGCUCUGCGUCGGGUUCGGGCUUUGGCCAGUCGUCGUUCGGCAAGCCGGCCUUUGGGCAGUCUGCGUUUGGGCAGCCAGGGUUCGGGCAGCCGGCGGCGAGUGGGAAGCCUGCGUUCGGGCAGAGCAGCUUUGGGACGGCGCCGGCGACGGGUGGGUUUGGGGCGUUUGCGAGUAAGCCGGCGUCGUUGGUGGGGACGCCGGCUGCGAAGGAGGAGGACAAGGGGGCGAGCAAGCCUGCAACGGGCGGCUUCGGUGCUUUUGCCUCGAGGACUGCAUCGUUUACGACCAGUCCGGGCGAGAGCAAGGCGUUUGGUGGGUUUGGGACGGGAGGGAGCAUCGGCGAGCAGGCUAAGGAGGAGAAGCCGACUACGCCCAAGGAGGAGAAGCCUGUUGAAGUGGCUGUCAAGCAAGAGCCCGUAUCGCCAAUUGCGCCACCGCCUGCGCCGACUCCUGUAAAGUCGGAGGAGGCUGACUCUACCCCUGUCAAGGUUGAGGAACGCAGUCCAUCCCCUACUCCGAAGCCAGCCACACCGUCUGAGGCACCUGCGACGCCAGCCAAGGGACCCGAGCCUGCUUCUGUGCCCGCCACUCCGCUCACGCCAGAGACGCCGCAGGAGAAGGACGUCAAGCCCAAGUCAGGCUUCGGCUUCAACCUCCAGGCCUCGCCUUCGCCCUUCACUACGCCUGCCUUUGGUCAGCCAUCUACGCCGACGUCGUCGUAUAUCAAGCCUGCGGCUGGCUUCGGGUCCGCGGGUGUUGUGUCGCCUGGCUCACCAUUCGCGAAUCCCGGAAAAGCCUCCACAUCCACUUCGGCAUUCGGAAGUGCGUUCAAGAAGUUCGAGACGCCAAAGACGGAGGCGACUGCGGCACCGACGUUUGGCGCCCCUUCAAUACCGGGUUUGCGCAAGUCUGCGUUCCCGACGACACCGACUGGGCCAACGGCGGCGAAGGAGCCCUCGAGCGGAGGCUUCGCAGCGUUCAGCAACAAUACAUCGCCUUUCAAGACCCCGCCUGACGCGCCGAAAACUUCGUUCAAGGACAUGCUCAAGGGCAAGGACCGCGUGCCGGAGCCGACGAAGCCAGCGGUGUUCUCUCCUGCAGUUGAGAAGCCAAAGACGCCCACGGAGACGCGCAAAUCAGCCUUCCCGCCUUCACCUGCUAAGGACGAGGAGUCUAUGACACCCGCGGGCACACCUGUGAGCCGGCCGCCCGUCUUCAAGCCCAAGGAAGAGAAGGAGGGCGGCUCCUCGAAGGCGCUGAGCAAGACGAAGUCGGGAUCAUUGAGCUCUAUGGGGAGCUUCGUCGACGUCUCCAAGGAGGAUGUUUCGGAGGAAGGUGAAGAGGAAGAACCGGAUGAAGAAGGCGAAGAUUUCUUGUCAGACCUCUCGCAGUCCGAAGGCGACUCAGCCGACGAGCUACCAUCCACUACUCCCUCCAAACCACCGCCGCGCGAACGAUCCGCAUCUACGACCCCAAAGCCUCCAUCGAGGGUGGUAGACUCGGACGAAGAGCCACCGAGCGACGAGUUCGACGAGGAAGAAUCCGACGAGGGUGAUGAAGAGGAGGAGAUCGAGGAUGUCACUGAAGAAAGCGGCCUGUCAACCAUUCCUGAGGAAUCCUCUACGCCUCCGGAAAGCCCUGUCAAGCGGCCGUCCAAGGCAUCCGAGCCCCCUGGCUCGAUAUCAAGUGGCUUGCGGCCACCUAGCAGUGGGAUACCCUUCAACCUUGGGUUGGGCAAAGCUCCCGCCAGUCGUCCAGUCCGGAGUUCCCCUCUCGCCAACGCCUAUAACGCAUCCGACAGCGAGUCCGAGGACAAGACGGAGAAGAAGCCAGUUGCUGCACCACAGGGGAAAGAGGCGACUCCACCUCCCGAGGCGCCUCCAUCCCGCACCGGUACGCCGCCUUUGCUCUCCAACUUCGGCUUUGGUGGCAAGUCGAGGCAAUCCGCGACGCCGUCGCCGACAAACGUGCCGCCUAGUGCGAGCCGAUCCGUCAGUCCUGCUGUGCCUGCGACGACGGCGCCUAUAGCCUCGACGCCACUUGCGCCCAUAGCCUCAACGCCACUUGCGCCCACUACGAAGAGCGUGUUUGGUGCUUUCCUCAGCACGCCUAAGGCGGGCGAGCCUUCGCCUUCUGCGUCAGGCUCCGCUUCUCCAUCCACUCCAUCCACCCCCUUCGGCGCAACGAAGCCGCCCGCAACGCCUGGGUUCCCCUCUGUGUCGUCCUCGGGUUUCUUUGGUGCGGCGAAGGCCCCAGCGCCUGUGACGCCUUCGACGCCGUCUGGUUUGUUUGGAUCUGCGAUACCGCCCUCGACAACUCCUUCUGGGCCUAAUCUCAUGAACCAACUCGGCAAAUUCGCAAUGCCUGCUCCAGCGCCUUCUGGGAGCAUACAUCCUCCCGUCCCUCUGUUCGUGAAAGCCUCCCAGGCGCCACCACCGCCACGGCCUACGACUCCGCCUCAAGAAGGGAUGCAGAAGGAGUGUGCGGAAUUGGUGACGAGCAUUGAACGCGAAUUGAACCAGCUCGGCGAACUGGCCGCGGAAGCCAAUCAGCAGCUGAGGAAACUGAGCGACCCUGUUCCCGGCUCGAGGCGCAAGGAAGACCUCGUCGAUGCUGCGAAGUGGUCUUUGGGGGACCUUGCGUUAUUUGGCCGAACAUUGUUGGCUUUCAGCAAAGACCUCACGGAGCUGAAAGCUGCGCGGGACAAGGAGAGGCAGCUUGUGAAGGAACUUCGUGCUAGCAUGCUGAAAGCGAACACCCGCAAGGAGGAGAUCGCUCGCUUCAGCAAGGCUCAGUCUGAUCCUGAGUUCGCCAAGAUGCUCAAGACGCGGACUCUGGGGCCGGAACACCUCGAGACGCAGACGAAUUUGAGGCGGAACCUCCGGAUCGUCCGUGAUAGGGUACAGGCAUUGGAGGAUAACUUGAACGCUUUGAAAAAGAAGCUGAGCCAGCAAAAGUCAGGGAAGGUCUCCAUCAGGCCACCCACACUUGACGUCCUCAACCGCACUUACCGCAACAUCGACCUGGCUAUCAAUAACGACCGCGAGUUGAUCGACAGCCUCACCGCUCGCAUGGCGAGCGUCAGCUUCGGCGAGGGCAGGAGCAGAGCUGCGAAGCUCAAAGAUGCCAACAAGCGAGAUAGCCGUCUGCCAGAUCCCAACCCGCGACCCUUGAACGUCACGCCAAACGUCGCCGUUACAACAGCUGCGGCGCUGAACGCUGAACGCUCAGCGGCCCGGCUCAAGCGCGUCCUCCUUGCUGCACGGCCCGAGCCGCUGCUCAACAAAACGGCCGCGAGCGCACCGGCGCCGCCAGCAGUGUUCCAGACCCCAAUGAAGCCUGGUGCGACGCCAAGGACGCCGGCCUUUGACCCGAAGGAUGCGAUGUGGGCGGACUUUGGAGAGGACAAGUUCAAUCCGCAGACACCGACUCCUGCGGGAAGGAGGGGAGCAGGGAGUGGUGUCAGAAGACAUCAACCGUCCCCUGCUGUGAAGAAGAUCCCACUGUCGACGCCGUCUCCCCCGCCGAAUUUCAGCUGGGGUCCGCUGCCACCGCCGAGGGCGGCGACGUCGGGGAGCGGGGGCCUGCCGGUGCCGAUCGUGAAGCUAACUUGA
Messenger RNA from Schizophyllum commune H4-8, 5568 nucleotides. RefSeq lists its product as uncharacterized. Lineage: Eukaryota; Fungi; Basidiomycota; Agaricomycetes; Agaricales; Schizophyllaceae. Gene Ontology annotation, molecular function: protein binding. The record is from RefSeq and is a predicted model, not a curated record. Bases 1 to 5568 code for a protein of 1855 amino acids. The transcript is spliced from 7 exons.